CCAAAUCAAAACACAAUGCAAAAUCCGAAAUUAUUUUUUUCUAUUUCCAUAAGGAUGGCCAAGCCGUAAAAUCCGGUAUUCUAUGGUAAGUAAAAAUUGCAAUGACGUCAAACAAUCAUCAGUUAUCUGUAAUGUGAGUGGACGUGUGGUAGGUCUGGAAUGAUGCACCCACAACACCGAUUUGGAUCACGUACAAUUGUUGUCCAUUCCAUAAUCUACGCACGCGUCCCAGAUUACGCUAAUCAGAUCAUUGGUGACGAUCUAUAAAAUUAUCAACUCCGUACCGGUAAGUAUUCAGUUGCAAAGUUGGCCGCAAACCACUCGCACGUUGGUGUACACGGAAGUCAAACAGAAUAGUUAGCGCACGUUUUGUCAUCAUGCCGGGAGAGCUUAUCGAGUACACGCUGGCGGAAGUGGCCCUCCGCAAUGGUAAGGCGGGCAAUCCGACAUGGAUUGUGAUAAGAGACAGCGUGUACGAUGUUACGCAGUACAUGGAGGACCAUCCCGGUGGUAGUGAGCUGAUUGCCGAGUGGGCCGGUAAGGAUGGUACGAAGGAUUUUGAUGAUUUUGGCCAUUCAUCGGAUGCGUUGCGAUUGCUGAAGACAUUGCAAAUAGGCGUUUUAGUUGUGAGUGAUCAAGCAAAGAAUCGUAAAAAGAACGUGUCUAGUGAUCAACCAAAGAUAACAGAAGACUUGACGCAAGAGGAACUCAUGAAGAAGAAGCGCAGCAAACGGCGAAUGUUUAUUCUGUGCGGUUGAACAGUUGAACAGUGUUCAGACACUGAUAAGUAUUUAUAACAUGCAUGUGAUAUCUAUUCUACCAUAGUCGGUAGUACAUAAGAUGAAAUUAAUGUAAAAGGGAAAGGUAGAUAAAUAAGUAUGAAUAGAUUUUGUAUAAAUAUAAAGAAACAUAAUGAAACACAAUAUAAAUCGAAAGUGGGAAGUAACAUUCCCAGCUGGUUAGCAAACGUUCGUCUUUAACAGCUUGCAAAACCAAGCUCAACAUUACCUGCCUAUUCCGAUCGAUCGUGGAAUGCAGGCAACCACCGUAAGGUAAACCAACCGCUGCUAAACAAAGUUUCCUUUCCCGAUACCGAUAACGUCAGCGAAGUUAACUUCCGUCGUAACACACUUUCCACCAGCCCGGAAGCAGCAUGACACUGCUCCCCGGGAAAGGGCCGUGGUUUGAUUUCAACACAGUUGUAACGUAUCGGGGAUAUAUCGAUCGUGGUACGGGUUGUUGAAGGAGUCGAAACUUUUGAGAGAGAUGUGUGUGUGUGUGUGUGUGUGUAUGGGGAACUGGUUGCAUUUUUAAGUUCAGUACUUGGUAAUGAGAUAAAUAUUAAA
Anopheles funestus (African malaria mosquito) is the source of this 1346-nucleotide messenger RNA. RefSeq names its product cytochrome b5-like. Lineage: Eukaryota; Metazoa; Arthropoda; Insecta; Diptera; Culicidae. The transcript has 2 exons. Gene Ontology annotation, cellular component: intracellular membrane-bounded organelle; membrane. The record is from RefSeq and is a predicted model, not a curated record. Bases 378 to 758 code for a protein of 126 amino acids. Gene Ontology annotation, molecular function: heme binding.